Sycon ciliatum is the source of this 3336-nucleotide messenger RNA. Its product is annotated as integrin beta-1-like. The transcript has 25 exons. Gene Ontology annotation, molecular function: integrin binding. The record is from RefSeq and is a predicted model, not a curated record. The coding region runs from base 350 to 2749 and encodes 799 amino acids. NCBI's taxonomy places the organism in Eukaryota, Metazoa, Porifera, Calcarea, Leucosolenida, Sycettidae. Gene Ontology annotation, biological process: cell adhesion mediated by integrin; integrin-mediated signaling pathway; cell-matrix adhesion. Gene Ontology annotation, cellular component: focal adhesion; cell surface; integrin complex.
CGCCAUUGAAAACCGCGUGGUGUCAUUCUGCACCGCGCUCAUUUCUACACCGCUUCUCAGCUUCACAAACCCCUGCAGUUUUAUUCAACAGUUUUGAUUCCAAUCGAUAACACUACCAUUCUUCCGAAGUGAAGCCAACUAUUUGGGACGGUAGCCGCGGGAUCGACUUCAGUGUUUCGGGACUUGGCCAUUGUAAACUAGAUAAACCAUUGGAAACUGUUGAGCACUGAAAGGUGACUGAAUCACUUCCUCGGUGAGCGGAACCGUUUUAGGAUCGGUAUUGCUCGCACCGCCAGUUCGUAGUGCGUGGUGGUUGUUUGUGCCCACGUUUGCUUAACUCCGGGUGAGGAUGGAGGUGAGCGCCAUGGCUUGGCUGAUGCUAGCAUUGUGCCUGGCUGUCGUGCUUCGCGCAGCAAAUGCUCAAGAUUGCAGUGUGGCAAGGACGUGUGCACAGUGUCUGGACAUAGCACCGGCGUGUUUGUGGUGCUCGGAUCGAGUACAAGAGUUCCAGGAGCGGCCGAGAUGUGCAACGUCUCUACCGGACUGUACAAACAUCACAAACAUCCAAUCACAAACACCGAUCAACCACACGAUUGCAUCACCAAUCGGACCUGAAGUACAAGUUACUCCGCAGCAAGUCAGCGCAUCCGUGAGAUCACACGACACGUUCACGGUGGACGUAACGCUAACACCAGCAGCCAAUUUCCCUCUAGAUGUUUACUACUUGAUGGAUCAUUCGUUCUCGUUCCAUGACGAUUUGGACACGCUAAAGGCUCAAGCGUCCGCCAUUGGUAAUGACAUUCGCAGAGUUAGUCAGAACUCUCGUAUCGGUUUCGGAUCGUUUGUCGACAAAACUACUGCUCCAUAUGUGGUCACGCAGAAUAACACCGUAAUCUCGCAGUGUCUGGGUUGCAAGCUUCCGUACUCAUUUGAGAACACUUUCCCUCUCAGUACGGAUACAGCGGGCUUUGUGACGAGUGUGUCCUCUCAACGCAUCUCCGGUAAUGUGGACACGGCCGAGGGAACGUUGGAAGCGCUCAUGCAAGUGUUAGUCUGUACUGACAAAAUCGGCUGGAGGGACAAUGCACGUCGUGUGCUGGUGGUAGCCACCGACGCUAUCUAUCACACGGCUGGAGACGGCAAGCUGGCUGGAAUCGUCUUGCCUAACAAUGCCCAAUGCCAGCUCGACGACAAUGGCCGCUAUACGGGCUGGAGUCAGUUUGAUUACCCGUCCAUUGGACAGUUGAACAGCAUCAUUCAGGAUCGUAACAUUCUGGUCGUGUUUGCCGUGACGGGCGGUGUUCGCGAAGAAUACGACUUUGUUACCAAUUUCUUACAAGGCACUAUUCGCCAGGAGCUCCGUGCAGACUCUAGAAAUCUCCAGCAACUUCUCGUUAUUGAGCUAACUCGUCAAAUUCGUCAAGCGCUGCCCAAUGUGAUUGUGGAGGAUGGUAUUCGUAUCAGGAGCUUGCAGGCCACAUGUCCCGGUGGGAGUAGUGAAAUCGUGAUUCAAGGUGAUAAUCUGCAGGGCUGUGAUGGGCUGUUUGAAGGUGCGAUCGCGCAGUUCCGCAUCACUGCUGAGGCUGGCAGCUGUGCUGAUCUGCAGGCUGGUGGAGGAAGAGCCGUUGUGCGCUUCACUGGUUUUGGAGACGUGGAGAUUCUUGCCACUGGUCUGUGUGAGUGUCCAUGCCAAACCGUGGCACCAGAGGUGAACUCUACUUUCUGUCAUAACCAGGGAGAUGAGCAAUGCGGUGUGUGCGACUGCUUGGAGGGGUUCAGCAAUGAGGGACGGCUUGGACGGUGUGACUGCAGCCUGGAUAACUUCAAACCUUGCAUCCAGAACGGCACCAGUCUGGUCUGUAGUGACCGCGGAGACUGCGUUUGCCAGACUUGCCGCUGUGAGCCACUAUCGAAUGGUACGUACUGUGAGUGUGACAAUGGCAACUGUGAACGCGGCGGAGAAAACAAUGAACUUUGCUCUGGUAAUGGAGUAUGCGAGUGUGGCGAAUGUCGUUGCCUUGAUGGUUACGUUGGUGUAGCCUGCGAAUGUGCAACUUCCAACAGCAGAUGUCGGAGAACAACCGGCAACGAUAUGCGUCUCUGCAGUGGACAGGGUUUUUGUGACUGUGGCCGCUGUCAAUGCCUGAGUGGAUUUUCUGGAGCGUUCUGUGAAACCUGUAUCGGUGGUCCCACUGUGUGUGACUUUGGCAUCUGCGAAAGGUCUAGCUUCUGCCUGGACCUGUUAUUCGAAUAUAGCAACACAUCCACCUUCCAGUCCAUUGUCGACAGCAAACCCCAAUUCCAGGUGUGCUCGGGAAUUCCAACUCGUCUUACCGAGCCGGUUACUACCUACCCACAUCCCAUUGAUGGCAUCCCCUCAACGCUUUGCCAAGGCACUGACGCAGACAGCUGCUCCAUUAUCUACUAUGUCGUGGUCAUGGAAUCCCAGUCAGCUGAGCAAAGGACGUUUGCACCGCUGCAGAUUGACAUGACCAGAAUUUGUCCUGUGUUGAAUGCCAGCACUGGAGAGUCCUUCAACUAUCUACCGCUGAUCCUGGGAAUAGUCCUUGGUUUGCUGGUCGCUGGCAUUGUCAUGCUGCUCAUCUGGAGGAUAUACACCUGGCAUAGCGAUCGGAAGGAGUACAACAACUUCCUGAAGGCGCAGAAGAACCAGGAUUGGUCAAAGGCCCAAAAUCCACUGUUCAAGCCGUCCACACAGAAAUUCGAGAACCCCACGUUUGGCAACUAGGUGAUGGAUGCUGCUGUACUUCUCACACUGCGGAUAUCCAUUCUUGUUGUAUCUUGAGCUUUCAUUCUCUGUGUGCAUACAUGUAAAUAUACACUGUGUGGUUCCAUCUGUUAGGAGGUGGAAUUUCGGUAUGUAGCUUGAUGCGUACUAGCAAAACACUGCAGUACGAGUCCGGUGGUGUCCCGGGUCCAGGUAAUCCUGGCUGGCUCUGGGUUAGACCAGUGUGUUGUGCAGCAGCGGUGGUGCUGUACGACCCCCGAUUUAAUUGAGCGAAUGAUUGGCGUGUUUGACUGGUUGGAUGAUGGCAUUUGCAGCAUUAUUCUCUUUAUUGCUCUGCUCUAUAUCCGUUCUCAUACUGACGACAUAUUGUGCCUUAUUUAGCACUGAAAAAACCCAUGUGACCCAUAAUAGGAAUGAUUUGUCGUUUACAACAGCAUAUUCAGGUGAUGGAUGUGACAUUUUUUAAUGCUUACAACGACACGCGUUUUUUGGCGUUGCAUGGAUAAAUCAGGCUUAUGCAAUUCAUCAUUCCUAUAAGAUAUUUCACCAUUCCUAACUGUUUUGCAUAAUUAUAAUGUAUUCAAUUA